GCCCGACAACCUUGACAUAACUCGCAUAAGUAGAGCAUGUGGGGAUCGAAAAGAAAACAAUAAGUAAAGAAAAGAUGUUGGGUCUUGCCGCCACCACCACCACCACCGCCGCUAACACCGCGAACGCUGCCUACAAUCGAGCUCUUUGCGUUGUCCAACUCUGCAACUCUCUACAGCCCAGCCACUUCUCUCAGCAGCCUUCAGUAGUUUUCUUUCGUAUUCCUUCUUCGUCUUUGCGCUCUAAUAUCAGACCAAUCAGUGCGAUGGCCGAGUCGGAUACCGUAUUGGUCUCGAAGUCAGAAUCUUACUCUUCGAGUUCUGGAAAGAAGCAAGUUCUGAUUUCAUUGUCAGAUAAGGGGGAUCUGGCAUCCCUUGGUAGUGGACUUCAAGCAUUAGGGUAUACUAUUGUUUCAACUGGAGGAACUGCAUCUGCUUUAGAAGAAGCUGGGGUCUCUGUGACCAAAGUGGAACAAUUGACCUGUUUCCCAGAAAUGCUGGAUGGUCGUGUAAAAACUUUACAUCCUAAUAUUCAUGGGGGUAUUCUUGCUAGAAGAGACCAAAAGCAUCACAUGGAAGCUCUAAAUGAGCAUGGGAUUGGGACAUUCGAUGUAGUGGUGGUGAACCUGUAUCCUUUUUAUGACAAGGUUUCUGCUGCUGGUGGAAUAUCAUUUGAGGAUGGAAUAGAAAACAUUGACAUUGGUGGCCCUACCAUGAUCAGAGCCGCUGCAAAGAAUCACAAGGAUGUUUUGGUGGUCGUUGACUCAAGUGACUAUCCUGCACUUUUGGAAUUUCUGAAAGGAAACCAAGAUGACCAACAAUUCCGCAGGAAACUUGCUUGGAAGGCCUUUCAGCAUGUUGCUUCUUAUGAUUCUGCAGUUUCUGAGUGGAUGUGGAAGCAGACCGUUGGAGAUAAAUUUCCUCCCAGUUUAACAGUCCCUCUCUCUCUGAAAAGUUCUCUUCGUUAUGGUGAAAAUCCUCAUCAGAAAGCUGCAUUUUAUGUUGACAAGAGUCUUUCUGAGGUUAACACUGGUGGUAUUGCUACUGCUAUACAGCACCAUGGAAAGGAGAUGUCUUAUAAUAACUAUCUAGAUGCCGAUGCAGCUUGGAACUGUGUCUGUGAAUUUAAAAACCCUACAUGUGUAGUUGUUAAGCAUACAAAUCCUUGUGGUGUUGCUUCACGGGAUGAUAUCCUUGAAGCAUAUAGGCUUGCUGUGAAAGCAGACCCAGUAAGUGCAUUUGGUGGGAUAGUGGCCUUCAAUGUAGAAGUUGAUGAGGCUCUUGCAAAAGAAAUCAGAGAAUUUAGAAGCCCAACUGAUGGUGAAACACGGAUGUUUUAUGAGAUAGUGGUUGCACCUAAGUACUCAAAGAAGGGUCUUGAGAUCCUCCGUGGCAAGUCAAAGACUCUGAGGAUUCUUGAGGCAAAAAAGAAUGAGAAAGGAAAACUCUCACUUAGACAAGUUGGUGGAGGCUGGCUAGCCCAGGACUCCGAUGAUUUAAUCCCUGAAGACAUACAAUUUAAUGUAGUCUCAGAGAAAUCUCCACAAGAAAGCGAGCUUCAUGAUGCAGAGUUUGCAUGGUUAUGUGUCAAGCAUGUAAAGAGCAAUGCUAUUGUAAUAGCUAAGAAUAACUGUAUGUUAGGGAUGGGGAGCGGCCAGCCAAACCGCUUGGAGAGUCUUCGGAUAGCUUUCAGAAAAGCAGGAGAAGAUGCCAAAGGAGCAGCGUUGGCCAGUGAUGCUUUCUUCCCAUUUGCUUGGAAUGAUGCAGUGGAAGAAGCAUGCCAGAAUGGGAUUGGUGUUAUUGCAGAACCAGGUGGGAGCAUCAGAGAUGGGGAUGCCAUAGAUUGUUGCAACAAGUACGGGGUUUCUCUCCUUUUCACAAAUGUGCGACACUUCAGACACUAGGUGACCGAAAAAUAAUGCUCUUACCAUCACAUUUGAGUUCCCUUCUGGGUCAAAUAAAAGGGCUGAAAGAGUUCUGUGAAGGAUGGAAAUGGGCAGGAGUAUGUGAUCUGCCUUUGAUUGUAGAAACCCUGAGAUAUUUUAAUGGACCUUCCAAAAAAAAAUUUGCUUCCAGCAUAAUUUAAUUGGUUGUACUUAUCCUUGUUGAUCCAAAUCGGACGUACAAGCCAAAUUCUGCAAAAAUUUAAAUAUGUUUACCCUGCACUUAUUGCA
Molecule: messenger RNA, 2171 nt
Organism: Nelumbo nucifera (sacred lotus)
Lineage: Eukaryota; Viridiplantae; Streptophyta; Magnoliopsida; Proteales; Nelumbonaceae
Product: AICARFT/IMPCHase bienzyme family protein
Biological process (GO): 'de novo' IMP biosynthetic process
Cellular component (GO): cytosol
Molecular function (GO): IMP cyclohydrolase activity; phosphoribosylaminoimidazolecarboxamide formyltransferase activity
Source: RefSeq, a predicted model, not a curated record